AAAAAAUAUUUAUAUUUCCUUUAAGUUUUUGUUUCGGACUCGAUAAUAAAUUGUUGUGAGUGGUCUGGGUAUGUAAUUCGCGCAAGGACGAUCCUUAAACGAAUUCAAAAAAGUGUUUAAUUGAUGUAUCCGUUUUGGAAUUACCGUAAUAAGUUUUUUUUUGUUUGAAUAAAAGACACAGGUGUUAUGUAAGAUGUAGGUACUACUUUAUGGGUAAUACCGAUUGGUAAGUUUUCUUUUGACUUACGCCGGAUUGCGCCGUCUCAGUCAAUUCUUCCACGUCUUUUUCCCCCUUGCAGUAUCUUAUCUUUUCACACAGUUACGUAUAAAAGUUGAGUGAUGCGCGAAAAAUGCCAUUUUCAUUAAGAAGGCCGCGAAAGAUAACAAGUGACUGACUAUAUAAGCAAUUAACUAAGUUCUAGUUGAGUUGGAUUAUUGAACUUUUUGCGACCGAUUUUUCUUAUUUUCAUUUUGUUUUUAACUGUUCGAAGUGAGGGUGGUGACAAUCCUACACACAUACAUAUAUAUAUACAUAUAUAUAUAAAACAUUUCCGCAUAGUGUUUCCGGUAUAUUCGCGCUACGCCGUCCGUCAAGGAAAAUCGCAAAGAAAAUGGACAAACGCGUCUUCAAAGUUUUUGUUUUUAUUGUUGUCCUCGCCAUGCUACAAAUAGUAGAUGCUAGGCCAUCGAGGAUAAAAAGGGUAUCAUCUGAUGCCAGAUUGGCCGAACUAGAAACGAUAAUAGGAUUAAGGAAUCUUGCGGGAAAAUUAGUUACUGUGCCCCUUGGAAUGGGUAAAGUUGACCCUCAAUAUAUUGGUAGAAAAAGACGUUCACAGCCUAGGUUUCUGGAUGUUCUUUUCAAUCAAUCUGUAGAAGACGAUGAUGGCGAUCCGGUCGAAAAAGAGGACGACUAUUACAAUCGCUAAUAACUACAAUAAACUAAUGUGGCAGACACAAAAAAAAAUAGUCGAUGGUAUUUAGAUUGCUUAAAACAUCCAGAUUAAAGAAGUUGAAAAUAUAAAAUCGAAUUAAUAAUUUACAGCGAAACUUUCGUUGGUAAUAAUUAAUUGACGUAUAUAUUUAUUUAUUAUUAUUUAUUUGCCUUUUUAUUUAUUUAUUUCUUGAUUGUAUUAAUGUAUUUAUUUAAUGGAGUCAGUAGGGAGAGAGUUCUUAACAUGUGAUAAAAAAAAUUUGUUUCUACCUAUUAACAUUUGUAUAUUUACAUUUAAAAUCAAAAAGAAUAUUGCUUAGGUAAGAGACAAAUUUAAUGUUUUAUGUUCAGUUUCUUCUGUUUUUCAAUUUAUUAUUACGAUAGUACAGUACGGUCCAAAAAUAAUUGCCACUAUUGUUCAAUUUGGAAAAAGUUGUUCCUUUUUUUAUUUGUAGAAUAUCUUAUAGUUCCUAAUCGUUCUUUGUUAGAUUGUUUAUUUAAAAAUUUGACCUUAUCGACCUUCUGUGCAUGUGAUCACGUGAAAGAUAUGCUCUAAUCAUUAUCUUUCGUUUUUGGUUUUACCAUAUGCGACUUUAAAAAAAAAUUGAGAAAGAAGGAACGGGUUAAAUCUGACCCUACCUAAGAUACCACCGGGUUAAAUUUAUCGCGUUUUUUUUAAGCAAUCUAACAGUAAUAUAAUGCAGUAUUCGUUCCCUAAUAACAUAAAUAAUAUGCUACUUAAUAUAAAAAUUAAUAUUUGUUCCAAAAAUGCAUUUA
This is a messenger RNA of Agrilus planipennis (emerald ash borer), 1708 nucleotides long. RefSeq lists its product as uncharacterized. Lineage: Eukaryota; Metazoa; Arthropoda; Insecta; Coleoptera; Buprestidae. Bases 612 to 926 code for a protein of 104 amino acids. The transcript is spliced from 3 exons. The record is from RefSeq and is a predicted model, not a curated record.